This is a messenger RNA of Dreissena polymorpha, 957 nucleotides long. RefSeq names its product EF-hand calcium-binding domain-containing protein 10-like. The record is from RefSeq and is a predicted model, not a curated record. The coding region runs from base 51 to 470 and encodes 139 amino acids. Lineage: Eukaryota; Metazoa; Mollusca; Bivalvia; Myida; Dreissenidae. The transcript has 4 exons.
ACCAAUCAACCACCUGUUGGUUGCUCAGAAACCAUUUCCGCUUCUUCAAAAUGGCGUCUGACGGUACAAUUCCUCUUCGUGAAGAAGAAACGCGGACUUAUCUUCAGGAUCACAAAAUACUAGAACUAUUUAAUAAUAUGACAUCACAACUAAUUUUUCACAGGCCCGCUGAUCCCAAGAAGUUUAUGAUUGAAACCAUGGAACGGCUUCAGAAGUCACAGGCUACUAAACGCGACUACCCCUGCCUGUUUGAUGACAGCAAUAUUCAGUCUGUAUACGGCAUGCUCGAUCCAACUAACAGGGGAUACAUUACACUGCAACAGUACAAUGAAGCCUUAGAGACAUUUGGUAUUCAGAACUUCAAUGAGAAGCCAGAAGGAGCAGCCGAUGACAGAAUAACCUUUGAAACUUUUAUGCUGGAAGCGAGAAAUGGUCUUCAGAGAGUCUCUGCAACUUUCCACUCCACAUGAACUCUUCAUCUGUGUCCUGACUUGUGUUUGUGUCAUAAACAGUAAUUUUAAAUCUAUAACAAAUUGUAAUGUUAUGCAAUAUGACAUAAAAUAUAUACAUGAAUCUGAAAGUCUAAACUAAACCAACAUCAGAUGAAAUUCGAAACGAGACAAGCCUUCGUGUAUUAGAUUAUUUGAGAUAUUCUCUUGCAUUUAGAUUUGGUUUCAUAUUAUUUAUUCAAAGUGACUAUACACAACAAUUUUUGAACAUCCACAUUUGUUCAUUUGAUAUUUAUAAAACUAUUUAUCAAUUAAUCAAAUAUUUAUUCUGUUGUUUUCAUUUUUCUUUUGUAUGCUAUGAAUGUUGUUUGAAUGUUUUGCAUCAGGUUAUUACUCAAUAGUGACUUCAAUUACAUUAAUAUUAAAAUUAACACAUUUAAAUGGGUCAGUGUCUUUAAUUUUCAUCAGAUAAUAAGUUUGUUACAUUUCUAUUAAAAUGAAAAAUGUA